CUUUCUAAGUUCCUUAUUGGGUCUUCCGAAAAGCCAUUGUCGCGGUGAUUGCUGGGAUCGCUCUUUCCUGCUAGGGCGCUGAGACGAGAAACAUGGGCAAGUGUCGUGGUCUUCGUACAGCCAGAAAGCUGCGCAAUCACCGCCGUGAGCAGAAAUGGCACGAUAAGCAGUACAAAAAGGCUCACCUGGGCACUGCCCUGAAGGCCAACCCCUUUGGUGGGGCUUCCCACGCUAAAGGCAUCGUCCUGGAGAAAGUGGGUGUUGAGGCUAAGCAGCCCAACUCGGCCAUCAGGAAGUGUGUCAGAGUCCAGCUGAUCAAGAACGGCAAGAAGAUCACUGCCUUCGUGCCCAAUGACGGCUGUCUUAACUUCAUUGAGGAAAACGAUGAAGUUCUGGUGGCAGGGUUCGGUCGUAAGGGCCAUGCCGUUGGUGAUAUCCCCGGUGUGCGUUUCAAGGUUGUCAAAGUCGCCAAUGUCUCCCUCCUGGCCCUCUACAAAGGCAAGAAGGAGAGACCCAGAUCAUAAACUGUCUGGACCUGGAUGUCAAUAAAACUUUUACAGCUCAUGGG
Lepisosteus oculatus (spotted gar) is the source of this 568-nucleotide messenger RNA. RefSeq names its product ribosomal protein S23 (gene rps23). Lineage: Eukaryota; Metazoa; Chordata; Actinopteri; Semionotiformes; Lepisosteidae. Gene Ontology annotation, molecular function: structural constituent of ribosome. Gene Ontology annotation, biological process: translation. The record is from RefSeq and is a predicted model, not a curated record. Gene Ontology annotation, cellular component: cytosolic small ribosomal subunit; ribosome.